Messenger RNA from Diuraphis noxia (Russian wheat aphid), 1065 nucleotides. It is a transcript of the gene Cox11, whose product is annotated as Cytochrome c oxidase copper chaperone COX11. NCBI's taxonomy places the organism in Eukaryota, Metazoa, Arthropoda, Insecta, Hemiptera, Aphididae. Gene Ontology annotation, molecular function: copper ion binding. The record is from RefSeq and is a predicted model, not a curated record. Gene Ontology annotation, cellular component: mitochondrial inner membrane.
AGUAUCAGUAUUUAACAUUUUUAUUUUACAAUUUUACAUUUGUAAUUCAGAAAUCAAAAACUGAAUCUAAGUACGAACAAAUUCAACAAUAAAUAACAACACGAUCACACUGAAUUAAAUUUUCUUGUCAGAAUCGCCAGUGAAGAAUAUGCUUAGGUAGCACUCCGUAUUGAAUAAUAGUGGGUUUGUGUAUAAUGUUCGUGAAUUUUCUAUUAUAGUAACCCAAUUUUCAAGAAAAACCAUGAAUUUUURUUUAAAACCACAGAACAGAUAAUAAAAUGUUGUUCAAGGCAUUUCAUAAAAUGCGACCUAUGUGUGGUAUGCAUUGUCCUCUAAGCUCUGUAUUUAGCAAACGUUUACAUAAUACUAGUUCAAAAAGUGCACAAAAAAGGAGAAUACGUUCUACUGUAUAUUAUCUUUCUUCAUUAGGAGUAUUAACGGUCGGUCUUAGUUAUGCGGCUGUGCCACUAUAUAAAAUGUUUUGUCAGGCAUUCAGUUAUGGUGGAACACUGAGCCAUAACAUAGAAGAUUCAAAAGUAGAAACAAUGAAACCCAAUAGAACCCGGGAGAUUAAAGUUCAUUUCACUGCUGAUACGUCGUCCAGCAUGCAAUGGAGUUUUAAACCUCUUCAGAAUGAAAUCAGAGUGGCACCAGGUGAAACAGCAUUAGCAUUCUACACAGCUAAAAAUCCAUUAGAUAAAGCAAUUACGGGUAUAAGUACAUACAAUGUUGUACCUUUUGAGGCAGGACAAUAUUUUAAUAAAAUACAAUGUUUUUGUUUUGAAGAACAACAGUUAAAUCCAAAUGAAGAGGUUGAUAUGCCAGUGUUUUUUUUUAUUGAUCCUGAGUAUACUACUGAUCCAAAAAUGGAAAACAUUGAUGACAUAACAUUGUCAUACACAUUCUUUGAAGCCAAACAAGGUGUAGAUUUAUCAAAUAUUUUCAAACACUGAUACAGUUAUGUUUCUAGUAGUAAACAUUGUUAAUGGAAUUGUGUAAAGGCAUUAUUUUUACAUAUUUUAAAAAAUGUGUAAUAAAUGUUUUAUAAAUAGUUUUGAAACUCAA